AUGUCUUCACCAACAACACUCCUUUAUAUUUUGUUCUACCACUGUGUCACGUUCAUAAUACUUAUCGAUGCCCACCCAAUUCGACAAGAAACUGUGGAGCAAAUGGUGGGUGGUCUUAUAAGUCUUGACGCUCUACAAUGGUCACAAAGGAGUCAAAUAGAAUUACCUGUUUGUGAGCUAUGCCAUAUGGCAGUACCUCUAGCUCGCUUGCUUAUCGAAAUCGGUGAGAUGGAUGAAUUAGAAACGCUACUCACCGACUUUUGCGUAGACUUCAAACUUUUCGUUAAAGAUAUUUGUCUCGGUGCUAUUCAUGAAUACAAACAUGUAGUAGUCGAAGUGCUUACUAAAGCACAUCUUACUGACCAACAACUAUGUGCAAUUACUUUUGGCUGUGAGAAACAAUCGGAUUUUCCUGUAUUCAGCUGGAAUGUUACAUUUCCUGAUAAGCCCAAACCACCUCCUCGACCACCACAACCACCUGCACCCGAAUCACCCAAACUAAAUGUUCUUCAUCUUUCGGAUAUUCACGUCGAUUUUGGCUAUAAGCCAGGAUCGAUCGUAGAUUGUUCAGCGCCAUUGUGCUGUCGAGGGGGCCAGCCUGCUUCUGGUAAUAGAAGUGCUGGGUUUUGGGGUGAUUAUGGCCAUUGUGAUCUACCACAAUGGACAGCCAAAGCUAUAUUACAACAUAUCGCGGAUAUAGAAAAGAUAGAUUUUGUGUACUAUACCGGUGAUCUGCCACCACACGAUGUGUGGAAUCAGUCUCGGGAAGAUCAAAUCUAUUCAAUCAAUACUAUCAAUCAGUGGUUAGUCGAUCUUUUCCCUAAUAAGAUAUUCUACUCGGCUGUUGGCAACCAUGAAGCAGCACCUUGUAAUCUCUACCCAACACCGAGCAUUCGAUCGGAUAAUAUCUCAUGGUUAUAUGAGGUAUUGGCGGACAGUUGGAUAAAACUAGGCUUACCGAAUGAUACACGUGACAGUAUUCUACGUGGAGCUUUCUACACGACAAUCAUACGCUCUGGUUUUCGAUUGAUAUCACUCAAUAUGAACUAUUGUCCAAAGGAAAACUAUUGGUUAUAUAUUAAUUCGACUGAUCCACUUGGCCAACUCCAAUGGCUGAUUCAAUGGUUACAAUAUGCUGAAGAUCAAGGAGAAAAAGUACAUUUGAUUGGGCAUCAUCCACCACAAGAUUGUUUGACCGCAUUUAGUUGGAAUUUUCACAAAAUUAUCAAUCGAUACGAAAAUACAAUCGCCGGACAGUUCUAUGGUCAUAGACACAACGAUGAAUUCGCUGUAGUUUACGAUGAAGUCGAUACAAAACGUCCUGUCUCAAUGAUGUACAUAGGACCAUCACUUACAACCGAAUCAUUCUUAAAUCCAGGCUAUCGUAUAUUUUCAAUGGAUGGUGACUAUCCAGGUAGUUCAUAUUGGGUACUCGAUCAUCGCACAGUGAUUAUGAAUUUAACUGCAGCAAAUAUGUAUAAUACAACCAUUUUUGUUGAUGAAUAUAACGCUCGAGAUUCAUAUCAAAUGAAGAAUUUGUUUCCCGAAGAUUGGGGUGAUCUGAUUGAAAGAAUGCAAACUGACAUAGAUGGUCCACUCAUGAGUUUGGCAUACACACAUUAUACAAAGUCAUAUCAAAAUGGAACUCAAUGCGAUCAUAAUUGCCGUCAAGGAUUGUUGUGCGGUUUUAAAACUUCACGAUCUGAAGAUCUUCAUGCAUGUGAUUCAAUUUUAUCUGGUCGUUAG
Rotaria socialis is the source of this 1746-nucleotide messenger RNA. NCBI's taxonomy places the organism in Eukaryota, Metazoa, Rotifera, Eurotatoria, Philodinida, Philodinidae. The record is from the annotation of a GenBank genome assembly.